AUGGACUCAUUAUAAAUACAGAAGUAACUUAUGGUUGAGUAAUUGAAUAAAUUAGAAUACAUGGAUAAAAUACUUCCUUUGCAUAAGAAUGAAGUAUAAGCAGAGAAGAAACUGUAAGUUCAGAUCAAUAGUCUAAAUUUCAAAAGAAUUAUAGAAGGGUAGGAGAAUAAUAAAUUGAUGGCAGAAAUAGAGGAGUCAAAAUUAGAUGUUCAGAAGAGUAGACACAAAGCCUUUCAAAAAUAUUUUACUUCAUUUAUGACAGAGAAAUAGCAGUAAGAUGUCAAUAUUCUUGAAUUCAAUUAAAGUGAUUUUGAAGUUUUUCAAUAAUUGAAGGAGAGAUAAAGAUAAUUGGCAUAGGAAGAUCUGACAAUAGCUAGAUAGAAAGAGAAAACCAAUUAGAUAUUUGAAUAAAAUUUGAUGAAGAAAUGGGAUAGAGUUAGAAAAAGUAUUAUAUUAAAUUAUUUUAAGAAUUACGUAUGAUUGGUAGAAUGAAAAGAUUAUAUGAUGAAGUAAAAUUGUAUGGUACAAGUUGUAGAGUAGAGACUUCAAUAAAAAGACAUGAAGUAAUUUAGGAAUUAGAAUAAAUGCUUAACAAAUAGAAUCAGUAAAUAAGUAAGCCAAUGCCAUAGAAACACAGUAACAAUAAAGUAUAUGAGUAUAAUAGAGCAUUUGUUCCUACCAGAUUCGAUAUUCAAGAAAUAUUGGCAAUAUGUUCUAAUGAUAUUAUUGAUUUACACAGCCUUUAUUACUCCAAUUCGUUUAGCAUUUAUUGAAGAAUUUAAUAUAAUAUGGUUUAGUUUGGAAUUAAUAGUAGAUAUAUUAUUCUUUUUGGAUAUCUUAAUAACUUUUAAUACAGCUUAUUUUAAUGAGGAAGGAGUACUUAUAGUUGAUCGUUAAUAAAUAGCAAAUUAAUAUCUAAGAACUUGGUUUAUAUUUGAUUUAAUGGCUAUAUUUCCUACUGAUUAAAUAUUUGAAAAUGAAGUUCAAAAGUUAUCACAAUAUUUCAAGUAUGAAUAUUAAUUAAAGAUAAUAAUUAUAGAUUAACAAGAUUACCUAGAAUGUAUAAAUUGAUAAGUAUAAGCAGAAUGUGGUCAACUGUUUAGAAUUCUCAAUAAAAUAAUGAUUGUUUUUCAGCAAUUCAAGAUUUAAUAAAUUUGAAUUCAACAACUGUAAGAGUACUUAAAUUUUUUGGAACUGUUCUUGUUUGUGUACAUAUAAUGGGUUGUCUUUGGUAUCUAGUUGCUAAAUUAAAUUAUUUUGGUCCUAAUACUUGGGUAUAUGAAUUAGAUUUACUAAAUAAAAGUGAAUAUGAAUUAUAUUUAACUUCUAUUUAUUGGGCUGUAGCUACUAUUUGUACAGUUGGAUUUGGAGAUAUCCAUGCCUUUAAUGAUAGUAAAGUAUAAAUUAUAUAUAGCUGAAAGAAUAGUCUGUAUAUUUUGGAUGUUUUUUGGAGUUGGAUUUUAUUCAUUUACUGUAGGUUCCCUUUCUACAUUAAUGGGAACUUUGGAUACUAGAGAAUCUCAUCUAUAGAGUAAAAUAACUUUUAUGGAUGAGUUUUGUGAAGAAACUAAAUUGUCAUUAUAAAUGAAACAUAAAAUUAGGAAGGUUUUGGAAUAUAAUUCAUUAAUAAAUAUAUUCUCCUCUGCUGAAGUAGAUGAUUUUUUAUCUGAAAUACCUACUAAUUUAAAAUAUCAAAUUGCUUAAGCUAUGUAUGCUGGUCUUAAAAAUAGAGUGUCUUUCUUUAAAAAUAAGGAUUCAGUUUUCAUCUCAACAUUAAUUCCUAAAUUAUAACCAUUAAAAAUUAAUGCUGGAGAAUUUAUAUACAAUAAAGGUGAAUAUCCAAAUUAAGUAUAUUUUAUUGUUAAUGGAAGAGUCAAUAUGGUUAUUGGUGUCUAUUCAAUUACAUUUAAAACAUAUGUAACAGGUAGUUAUUUUGGUGAAAUUGAAAUAUUUGAUAAUAGUGCACGUUUUCAUUCAGCUAGAGCUGAAUUAGAAUGUGAAUUAUUAGCAAUUGAAUAGGAUGUAUUUAAAAAAAUAUUGCAAGCAUUUCCAGAAUAUUUUGAAGAAAUUAAAGUUAUUUCAUUAGAAAAAUUAAAAAGAGAAAAAGAUUCAAUUGAAAAAUUAUAAGAUUUAACUGGAUUAUCAUAAACUUCUGAAUUUUUUAACAAAAAAAGAACUCAAUCUAUUUAUAAAUCAAUUAAAUAAAGAGAAUCUGUUCAUUUUAUUGAUAAUAGUGAAGAAUCAGAAUAAGAUAUUAAAUCUAUGAGAUCCAGCAAAUUUGGUUUCUUUAAAAAGAAAACUAAUCAUUUAACUCCUGAAGAAACUUUUACUACUAGAUUACAUACUUAAGAAGAUAAUUAUUAAAAGAAUCUUGUUGGUUUAGAGAGUAGUCAAUAAUAAAAUGAAUAACAAUAAAAAAUAAUAACAUUAUCAAUUCCAGAUUAAGUUAAAAGAUAAAGUGAACAUUAAAUUAAAUUAUAUGGAGAAAUUCCUAAUGAAAUUUCAUAAUUUAAUGAAGAUCUUGAUUAGUCUCAAAAUUAAAAAAAUAAUCAAAGAAUAUAAAGUGAAGAACCAAAUCGUCCUCCUAGAACUAAAUAAGUUAGAUAUAUUAGUCAAAAUCUAAGAUGUAGUCCAAAAAGAAUUGAAAAUAGAAAACCAUCCAUUUAAAUAACAUCAGCUAUUGAAAUUACUGAUACUCCCUUAAUCUCAUCAGUGAGAUCUAACUUUGUCAAACCUUCUAUUAAAAUUGAUGAAGCAUCUCAUGAAUCUGAAGGGUCCAAUAAAAACUCUCCAAAAAUGUCCAUAUUUUCAUAAAAUGCUUUAUUUAAUGCUUAAACUCCUUAAAAUUCCUCUAGAAGAAAUUCAAUUUCAUAAAAAUUACCAAAACCAUCUCCUUUUUAAAAAUAACAAUCAAUAUUUAAAACUGUUAGCAAUUAAUAUAUUGAAGCUAGUAAACUUAAGAAUUUACCUAGAUUGGGUGGAUUUAGAAGAACAUAUAGAAAAGAAAGGGAAAUUGAAGUCUUAGAAGAAACAAUAGAAAAUGAAGAUUAUACUUAAUUACAAUAAAAGUUAGUUGAAUUAUUAGAGAAGAUUAAGAAAUAGAAGGAAGAAUAAAAAAUAAAAAAAUAAAAAAUCUAAUUCAAUAUCAUAAAUCCAUUGCCUAAAAAGAUUGUUUUGUAAUAAAAAGAUUCUAUAAGUAUUUCAGAUUUACCAGAUGUUGAAAAAUAAUAAUUAUCUAAAUAAGAUAGUAAUAGUAGUGGUAUAUUAGAAUGA
Molecule: messenger RNA, 3273 nt
Organism: Paramecium primaurelia
Lineage: Eukaryota; Ciliophora; Oligohymenophorea; Peniculida; Parameciidae
Source: the annotation of a GenBank genome assembly